UGGACACACCUGCUCCCUCGUGUGAGGAAGGACUCUACUUGCCAGAGUUUUUGCCCCCAACACCUUUAAACGGAGCCCGCCUCCAUGCAGAGGUCAACAGAGAAGUGGAGAUCAGAGUCAGAGCACGAGCAUCACACGCAACAAUACAGGAUAUCGUCAUCAGCGGCCCACUGAACAUCACCAAGCAAAGGAACACACAUGGGGAGUUUGUCAUCAGGUGGACGCCUAUCCAAGAUGACCUGGGGGAUUUUUUUCCGAUCUGCUUUGCUGUUGAAGCGGUGACCUGGCGUGCUGGAACCGCUACCACACACCAUCACAGUCACAAUCACCACGCCACCCCAUCUCCACAGUCUGGCGUCUAUCAGUCUGAGAUGAGGUGUGUUUUGGUAGAAGUUCGGAGGGUGCAAGUUAAUUCCCAUGUGAUCUGCACCGAGUCCACAAUGAGAGUAGAGGUUGAGAAAUCUUCAUUCGCUGGACUCCAUGAGGAUCAUUUGCGGCUCAACGACGGUGCCAACACCGCCUGCAGGCUGCACUCCAACAGCACUUACGUCUUCGCCGACAUCCCCCUCAGCGGUUGUGGCACUGAGAUCGAGGAAGACGGGAAUAACCUCAGGUUCAAGAAUGAAAUCACCACGUUUGACAACAGAGCCGACGUGAUCACCAGGAAACACCUGCUGGAGGUGCAGUUCUACUGCCAGUACCCCAAACGUGGAAACGCGACACUGGCCUUCACAGCACACAGGCCCAUCGUCUCAGUGUGGGACAGGAGCUUCGGCAGGUUCACCUACCAGUUUGAGUUCUAUCCUAACGACCAAUACCAAGCCAUGAUUGAUCCAACUUCAUACCCGGUGGUGUAUGAAAUAGGGAGCAGGGUCUACAUGCAGAUAGAGGCCACCUCCUCCGUCAACAACACCGUGCUGUUUGUGGAGUCCUGCAGAGCUUCACCAUAUGACAACCAGAACUCCCAGCGGACCUACUCCAUCAUUGAGAAUGGGUGUAAUGUGGACCCGACCGUUCAGAUCCAUUCCCCCUCCCACCCGAGACAAUUCAGGUUCAGCAUGAAGACCUUCAAGUUCAUCGGUAUGCAUGAUCAGGUGUACAUCAGCUGCACAGUCCUGAUGUGUGAAGCAGGGGAACCCAACACCAGGUUCUCUGAGGGAUGCAUCAGCUCCACAACGCCAGCCACUUCGCCUCAUAACCACCACCGCAGAAAGAGAGAGGUUGCCGUGGAGAGUGCGAGGCACUUCGUUUCCCAGGGUCCCCUGCGCUUAAAGAGAUCAGCGGAGAGCAACGAAAGCUCCGCGCUCCACCUGAAUCUGAACCUGGUGUUCAUC
This is a messenger RNA of Anarrhichthys ocellatus (wolf-eel), 1334 nucleotides long. RefSeq names its product ZP domain-containing protein-like. The transcript is spliced from 9 exons. The annotation marks the transcript as partial. Lineage: Eukaryota; Metazoa; Chordata; Actinopteri; Perciformes; Anarhichadidae. The record is from RefSeq and is a predicted model, not a curated record.